Trypanosoma brucei brucei TREU927 is the source of this 1041-nucleotide messenger RNA. RefSeq lists its product as hypothetical. Gene Ontology annotation, cellular component: membrane. The transcript has a single exon. Bases 1 to 1041 code for a protein of 346 amino acids. The record is from RefSeq and is a predicted model, not a curated record. Lineage: Eukaryota; Euglenozoa; Kinetoplastea; Trypanosomatida; Trypanosomatidae.
AUGAGGCCAGAUUACAUGGGUUUCAUGUUCCUUACGAGCGGUGUAAUGUCGUUCAACGCGGGAAUCUGGCAACUGCAUCGCCGGCGGCAGAAGCGCCGUUUGAUGGAAAACCACAAGAAUAUCCGCAAACCUCCAGUAUAUGAACUUCCACCAGGAGAUGCCACCAUCGACGAGUUUGAAUUCCUCCCAGCCGCCUUCGAGGGCACAUUUGAUAACGAAGGCUCCAUGCUUGUGGGCCCGCGUGCUCUUCCGACUUAUAAGGGAGCCUCUUCAAACGAAGAGAGUAACGGGGGAUUUCUGGUGGUGACGCCUUUUGAGAUUGCCCACACCGGUCAGUUCAUAAUGGUGAACCGUGGCUGGGUUCCCAUAGACGCCGGAAAGCACAGGACUCUCCUCAUGCAGUACGUUGGCGAGGGUUUCACACCGGGUUCAGUGCGUGGCAUAUUCCGGCGUGAGGAAUACAUGUCUGCUUCACUAAUUUGGGGACCGAAUAAAGACAAUGAGGGCCCCGUUGCCGCGGAUUUAUCGUGGCUGGUCAUGCGCCCAUGGAACAUGGCGGUCCACUACUACAAGCGCAGGUGGGGACCUGAUCGUGCAGAGGAGUCGGUAGAAAAGCACGGUGCGCGGCAUUACUACUUGGAAAUGAUUGAGGACUAUUCGGGAGAUGACCAGCGAAUGGUGCGCGGCCACCCGUGGCCAUGGCGACGCAGCGUAGAUGAAAUAACUUACGUCCACUUACCCCCUUCUGUGCAUACCAUGUACAUUUUCUUCUGGUUCUCUGUUACUCUGGGGUCUCUCUACGGUAUGGGUAAAUGCUACAAACGACAGAAGGAACUCUUUGCGCUGCGCAGGCAAAUGACUGCACAGACAACACUGCUGGAACGGAAACGACAAGAGGAAGCGAAAAUGUACAUGGAGGCAAUGAAGGAGGUGGAGCGGUUGAAGAAGUUGGGAACUGUCGCGGCACCGCGAAUUGGGUCACAACCAACUGAACAACAGAAGUCAGAUGAAAAGUCUCCCGCCUCAGGGGAGAAGUCGUAA